GAUCCUCGCUGCCUUGGACACGUCUCUGACUUCGAUUCUGAGAUGUUGUACUAAAGAAUCAGACUUUAUCAUCAGUGUGAGCUAACCUGGUUUUAAAUUUGGACACAGCUGAACUCGUCUUCGCUGCACAAUGGUUCAAGGUGUUUCAGAGAUAGCCGCAAUGUGUGUUGGCCUGAUUGGGCUGAUCGGGGCGGCGGCUACUACAGGGAUGCCCAUGUGGAAGGUGACAGCUUUCAUUGGAGAGAACAUUAUUGUGAUGGAAACCCGCUGGGAGGGCUUGUGGAUGAACUGCUACCGACAGGCCAACAUCAGGAUGCAGUGCAAGGUGUACGACUCCCUACUGUUCCUGCCCCCAGAGUUACAGGCAGCCAGGGGUCUGAUGUGCUGUUCUGUGGCCUUGUCCGGGAUGGGGCUCCUUGUGGCUCUGGCAGGAAUGCGGUGCGUUUCCUGUUUUCAGGGUAAUGACUGGGCUAAGACCAUUAUCCUGAUGGUUGCAGGUGGUAUGCAGUUCAUGGCCUGCAUUUGUGUCUUUAUUCCUGUGUCAUGGACAGGUCAUGUCAUCAUUAAGGAUUUUUACAACCCUUUGCUAAUUGAUGCUCAGAGGAGGGAGCUGGGAGAGGCUCUUUACAUCGGUUGGGUGACUGGUGCCUUCCUUUUCGCCUCAGCCAUGUUGUUUGUCUGCCGCCGUUUGCCCUCAAACAAAGGCUCAUUCGUUGUGUACCACCCAGACAACUUGCUCAGUUACAAGCCAGCACCCAGCAAGCCAACUCUGAUGAGGUAUCAUCCUAUCUCGACUCUAUCCAGCCUCCGAUCCGCUCCGUACCAGCCUUCUCUGCAGGACAACGGCUCUGUUGGGCAACAACUUGUGCCGCCACUACAAAAUGUCCCUCAAGUAAUGACAAAUGAUGGAGCGCUAAUCAACCCUCAUGCUGUCUAUAACCCAGGUCUGCCUGAGAAUGCAUCAUUGCUAUACCAAGGCAGCAUGGCUCACCAUUCUUCUAUGCGGAGUUCUCACCAUGUUGGAAGCCUGUAUACGCCGGGAAGCACGUUGUACGUAAGCCAAAACCCUACGCCAUAUUCACAGACUUAUACCAGCAAUCCCACUAUGUCCUUCCAGUCUAGUUUUCAUCCGGUUCCACAUACUCCUGUUUUCAUAGGAUACCAAGCAUCACGAAUUCAACCUGAGUCUCACAGUGGGGGCAGAGCUGGUGUGUACAUAUAAAGAAAAAUCACGUUUGAGUUUUUGUAGAUGCCUGACCUUUACAGACACAAAGCAUUAUUAUUGUAUUGUCUAUCGUCACAAGUUAAUUUAAACUGCUACACAUUAGUGGUAAGAUUAUGGUAAAAUAUGUUAUCUCUGCUUGUAUUGGGAUUAUCCUGGUGCCCAGACUAAAUAGGAUUUAAAACUGUUUCCUACUUUUUGCUAUUUUUAAAUUUGUAUUGUUAAAAAAGGACGAUCAGAUUAAGCUUAACUGCUGUUGUUAUUAGUGUAAAUAAAGGUGACAUUAUGCUGUUUUCAUUAAGCUCUGAAAUGGAUUUCUGAGAACUCAUCUGUUUGAAGCAUCGUAGCCUUAUGUUUUGCAUCUUUGUUACCAUCUGUUCAUUACAUUUUUAAAUUUGCUGUGGUUAUCAUUGUACAUAUUUCAACCUGUUAAGAGUGUUUCCUGCACAUUGCCCACGUUUGCUGCUAGGAUAGGCUAUCUGUGUAGCAGUACAGAAAUAAACAGGUUAACUAAACAAAUUCAUUUCAGUGAAAAAUUGUUAAAAAUUCAAAACAAAAAAAAAGGAUAAAUAUCACUUAAUACCUUAUAGUAACAGUAAAGGUGUUGCUUUAAAGCCUAUUCUUAGUGUUGUCUGAACUCAAACUAUAUACAGUAUACUGUAAAAAAAAAAAAAAAAAAAAGGACUGCCUGGAUGGGCCGUCACAGACACAUAGAUGAGAGCUAUUGAACCAGGCUUAAGUUUGUUAAUCUGCUUUGGAUCAACAACAGCACAUACAUGAUGUGUUGUGAUCAUUGCUCGACAAAAGCAACCAUACACAGGCAGUAACCCCUGACAACGCUAGCACGAAGGUGGCCUGACCAAUCCUAGACAAAGUCCUUAUUCACCACUAGAUGGCACCAGAGAACAUGCUGAAUGUCACAGGAGUAAUGCCACUGAGGUGAAACUGCAACUUAAUUAUUUGAAGCUGAACAACUUCAUAUUAAGAUAAUAAACCAAUAACAGGAAAACCUGGUUUAAGAGAAGGCCAAAUAGUCAAAUGAUAAACAUGGUGGAGUGAGUGCAUUAUUAUUAUGAUUAUAAAUGAUUAUUAUCUAUAAUAAAGAAAGUGGUGAUUGUGCAUGGCCAUCACAGCUCUGGCUCAUUCAGUGCUGUAGCCAAAUAUGCUGCCAUGGAAGUUUUAGCAGCUCAGGGCAGGACAGUAGAGGUAUCUGACAUUUACACAUGUUAAGAAUGCUGAUCACUUCUGUUAUGCAGAGGAGACCAAACUGGCAUGGGAGGCAGGAAAACUGUUGAUAUCACUGAUUAUACAGCUUUCUUAUAGUCUUCGUCUUUCAGCAGUA
Messenger RNA from Chelmon rostratus (copperband butterflyfish), 2564 nucleotides. RefSeq names its product claudin-8-like. Gene Ontology annotation, molecular function: structural molecule activity. NCBI's taxonomy places the organism in Eukaryota, Metazoa, Chordata, Actinopteri, Chaetodontiformes, Chaetodontidae. The record is from RefSeq and is a predicted model, not a curated record. Gene Ontology annotation, biological process: bicellular tight junction assembly; cell adhesion. The transcript has a single exon. Bases 131 to 1222 code for a protein of 363 amino acids. Gene Ontology annotation, cellular component: plasma membrane; bicellular tight junction.